Molecule: messenger RNA, 1859 nt
Organism: Hevea brasiliensis (rubber tree)
Lineage: Eukaryota; Viridiplantae; Streptophyta; Magnoliopsida; Malpighiales; Euphorbiaceae
Product: acetylajmalan esterase
Exons: 5
Coding region: 622-1740 (372 amino acids)
Molecular function (GO): hydrolase activity, acting on ester bonds
Source: RefSeq, a predicted model, not a curated record
AUAUUGUUUCAUUAUAUGUUUAAAAAUUAGUUUCUAAGAACGGAGAUUUUUCUUGUCUGAAUUCGAUUUACUAUGAAUUUAAGAUAUAGAAUUAUUUGGUGGGAUAUACCUAUUAAAUACAUAGAAGAUCGGGUCUAGGUAAAAAUUUCUCCUAAGAUAAAUUUUUCUUAGCUAGAUCUAAUUCACCAUAAAUUUAAAAUACAAUAUAUAUAAUAGAAUUUACCUAUUAAAUACAAAGAUCUAAUAUGUUUAAGUCAUACUUCAAUUAAUUACCACCAAAUUUGCCAACACUUAAUGAGCCUGUUGUUCGGCUUUGUGUGCAAAAUCCUAUUACGAUAACAGGAUAAAAAGGUCCAAAUUUAACGAGUUACAUUUUUUACUUCCGUAAAUUUUGGAGCUUUGUGGUUUUCUGAUCAUUCUUUUAAGUAAAUUUUGGAGCUUUGAUGUUGUCUAAUCAUUUUUUUAAGUAAAUUUUGGAGCUUUGAUGUUGUCUAAUCAUUCUUUUAAUGGUAAAGAGAUAAUUGUGGUCUGUCUAUACAAAUACUGGUUGAAAAAUUUUUGAAUUAGGCAACAAACUCUACGCACACAGAGUGCUGUCUCUGAAUCUCAAAGCCAUUAGCCAUGGCAUAUGCCAAAGUGCAAUGUCCUUGUUUCUUAAUUUUUUCCUAUCUUCUUCUCAUUCUUGUUCAUCUUAAUUCAAGUGACGCACAAGAUUUAAAGGCAUGCAAAUUCAAUACGAUAUAUCAAUUUGGUGAUUCAAUAUCAGAAACGGGCAAUGCGAUUAUAGAAUUUCCUAUACUUCCAUAUGGCAGGUUUCCCUAUGGCAUGUCAGUUAAAGAAGCAACUGGUAGACCUUCAGAUGGCUGGCUAAUGAUUGAUUAUAUUGCACAAUCAGCAGGUCUUCCAUUACUUGAACCAUAUGAAAAUCCAAAUUCAAAUUUUACACAGGGAGUGGAUUUUUCAGUUGCUGGUGUUACUGCUGUAUCUGUGGAUACUCUAAUCAAGUGGGAUAUCCCACCUUUUGUCACCAACAAUUCUCUUAUGGUUCAAGUUGACUGGUUCAACAAGUAUUUACCAACCUUUUGCACUAAUGUUGCAGAUUGUCAAGAGAAGCUUAAAUCAUCCCUGUUCAUGAUUGGAACAAUUGGAUUCAAUGAUUAUAAUCUUGCAUUUGGUCAAAACAAAACCCUUGAAGAGAUAAAGAACAUCAUGGUGCCUGGAGUGGUGCAAACCAUAAUAGAUUCAGUCAAAAAAAUUAUCAGUUUCGGCGCAACUCAAGUGGUCGUCACCGGAACCUUUCAAAUGGGUUGCACGCCAGGCUUGCUUACAAUGUUUUCAACAAACACAUCUGCUGCUUACGAUGCACAUGGUUGUCUAAAGGAUUACAAUGACUUCUUUAUGUAUCACAAUAGCCAUCUCCAAGUAGCUCUUGAGGGAUUGAGAAAGGAAUACCCUAACACACAUAUCAUAUAUGGCGAUAUUUACAAUGCAUUACAAUCGAUUCUGGAUAAUUUUUCAAAACUUGGAUUUAAAUCAUUAACACAAGCUUGUUGCGGGAUUGGAGGAAAAUAUAAUUACAGUCAUGACCGUGCUCAAGGUUGUGGACAAGCUGGUGUGCCAGUUUGCUCGAAUCCUGCAGAAUAUGUGUUUUGGGAUGUAGCACAUUUUACACAUCAAGCAAAUAAAUAUUUAUCAGAAUGGCUUAUAAAAAACAUGCUGCCACAGCUUCAAUGCGCAUGACAAGGUCUUGUUAGGCAUUUUUGUUGAUUUUAUUCCUCAAUUGUGUAAUUUUUAGUUUGUCAAUGCGCCAUUGAUCAUAUCAAUAUAAGCAUUCAGAAGAGGGCUGGUUUGAAGAUAUA